AUGUCCUCUCUCACCCCCACCCUCACCACUCCGCUAACAACCCUCCUCUCCAUAACCCACCCCAUCCUCCUAGCGGGCAUGGCCCACACCUCCACGGCCCCCCUCGCCUCCGCCGUGUCCAACAGCGGCGGCCUCGGCGUCAUCGGCGGCCUAGGCUACACCCCCGCCCAACUGCGCGCCAUGAUCCGCGAGUUGAAAUCCCUCCUCACCAGCCCCACCCUCCCCUUCGGCGUCGACCUCGCGCUCCCCGCCGUCGGCGGCACUGCCCGGAAAACCAACCACGACUAUACGAAAGGGCGGCUGGACGAGCUCGUCGAUGUCGUUGUUGAAGAAGGGGCGACGCUGUUCGUCUCGGCGGUCGGUGUCCCGCCGGAGGGGGUGGUGCAGCGGUUGCACAACGGGGGCGUGAUGGUGAUGAACAUGGUGGGGCAUCCGAGGCAUGCGGAGAAGGCGUUCGAGGCUGGUGUGGAUAUUGUGUGCGCGCAGGGUGGCGAGGGGGGUGGGCAUACGGGGGAUAUCAGUGCGAAUUUACUCGUCCCUGCGUGUGUGGAUAUCGCGACGCGGUACCGUCCGCCUAUGCUGGGCGGGAAGGCGGGCAUGGUCGUUGCGGCAGGCGGGAUCUAUGACGGGCGGGGUUUGGCGGCGGCUUUGAUGAUGGGAGCAGUGGGGGUAUGGGUAGGGACGAGGUUUGUGGCGAGCGAGGAGGCGGGGUGUAGUCAGGGGCAUAAGGAGGCGGUGGUGGGUGCGGGGUGGGGAGAUACAGUGAAGACGUUGGUGGUUAGUGGUAGGCCGUUGAGGGUGAGGAGGAAUGGAUAUAUCGAGGGUUGGGAGAGGAGGGGCGAGGUGGUUAGGGAGUUGGUGGAGAAAGGCGUGGUGCCGAUGGAACAUGAUAUGGAGGAGGAUAGGGAUGUGGAUUUCCCGUACUUGAUGGGGGUUGUGUCAGCGUCAAUCAAUGACGUUAAGCCUGCCAAGGAUAUCGUUGACGGUAUGAUCGAAGAGGCAGUUGAGUGUUUGAGAAUAGGUAGCGGGUUUACAUGUGGGAAGAAAAGUAAACUAUGA
This is a messenger RNA of Letharia columbiana, 1059 nucleotides long. RefSeq lists its product as uncharacterized. The coding region runs from base 1 to 1059 and encodes 352 amino acids. NCBI's taxonomy places the organism in Eukaryota, Fungi, Ascomycota, Lecanoromycetes, Lecanorales, Parmeliaceae. The transcript has a single exon. Gene Ontology annotation, molecular function: nitronate monooxygenase activity. The record is from RefSeq and is a predicted model, not a curated record.